UUAUUUCAGAUGAGGCUCGUAUAAUGGAGCUCGCUAUAAAGGAGGUUCUUGGCACAGAUCUUUGAAGUCCAGCACAUGUGGGCGGGCGAAGCCAUACAUACAUACUUCCAGGGUGUGUUUUGCGCCAAGAUGACAAAUACCGGGCGAAGCGAACGCGAAAGUGCCAGCCUUCUGCUGAAGUCGUAUGUCCCACGGGCUGCCCAAUCAUAUAUGUUCCCAAUGCACCUUUUCGUACGCCAAUAUGGGAAGCUUCAGCUUGACAGGGAGUCUGAGGCGGGUGUGGCGCUGCGACUGAACCUGCCGGUAGAGAAACAUGCCAGCAAGGUGUACACAAAGGCAAUGUUCGAACAAUUUGGCGAGGCAUUCUACAAAUCAGGGGCGUAUGAACUGCAGGAAAUUGACAAAAGGAAGGUAUUUUUAGCCGAGCACAUAGAUGCAGCUGCCAGGGAGAAGUGGUGUAAAGUAGCGUACCGUGUAGAUGUUGCGGAAGAUAUGUUGUUCGUUCACUGCGAGUGUGGCAUGGUCUAUUGCCGUGCACUAAAGGUAAUGCUCGAAUUCAAAUUGAGAAAAAUACCGGUAAACAUAUAGUUAAAAGGUGGACAAGGAAUGCAAGAGACGUGGUGCUGGAGAGAACCUGAUUAGGUACCAGAAGGACCAAGGGCCUCCAAAAAGGGCCAGUUUCCGGCACUCGAAGCUUUAUAUAAUAGCCCUUGAGUGUGUGCGGUUGGGGAAGAGUAACGUGAAGUGCUACGAGGUUUGCAUGGCAAUGCUUGGUGAAUUGAGUGCAAAGCUUGUUCCUCUUAGUUUGGAGAGGGACGGAAUAGGGCUAGUCGACCGUGAAGCUGCUGAGGCUGUAAGGGAACCUGGCGAAGUUCUUGGACAGGACAAAGGGGAUGACUGUCUGUCAGAAGGCUCACAUGUGAGAGCUCCAGCCAAGAAGAUGAAGCUGGGCAGACCAACAAUAAGCCUCCGUACGAGGAAACGAACAAGAGGUCGAUCUCGAUUUUGCACCAUUUGCCGAGGAAAUUGCCGAGAUGGUCGAGGUGUGGCGUAGUGGGGCACCACAAGAAUGAUUAUGCUAGUAACCUGAUCAUGUGUAAUCACUUGUUUUGAUUUUGCUGU
Messenger RNA from Lolium perenne, 1122 nucleotides. Lineage: Eukaryota; Viridiplantae; Streptophyta; Magnoliopsida; Poales; Poaceae. The record is from RefSeq and is a predicted model, not a curated record.